Molecule: messenger RNA, 1675 nt
Organism: Botrytis sinoallii
Lineage: Eukaryota; Fungi; Ascomycota; Leotiomycetes; Helotiales; Sclerotiniaceae
Exons: 3
Coding region: 902-1384 (160 amino acids)
Cellular component (GO): membrane
Source: RefSeq, a predicted model, not a curated record
UUGGAACUUCCUACGAGGCGGCACUAGAACUUACUUGUAGGUUGAGAUGAGUAUAUCCCUUUUUAAGCUUUGCGGUUGAGUUAGUGAAUUUGUGUUGUAAUUGGUGUUUCAUGCUCUGAGAUAAAUAGAAACUUGUGAGAUGUCCGAGCGGAUAAUUCUCAACUUCUAGACAAAGCGUACUUAUUGUUUCAAUUGGUUACUGGUAUUAUGAUUCAAGGUCGUGAGAUAUCCGCUUUACCAAAGUACUUCAGUCUGCAGUGUAGAAUCUUCUUAGAGGUGGAUAUUUCAGGGUCAGUGGGCUUUGAGGUAAUACAGUUCAAUGCGCGCGUUUGCGGGAGAAGAUCAUUUGAUGAUUGCAGUCAGCACAUCCUAUCAUUGGUCGUGAUGCUGAAUUCCAAUAAUAAAUAUGCUCAGUCAGGUUACUCAGCGGUUGAAUUGUCCUACGCAUCGCGGGGAACGCAAGCAGGCCUUUCUCCACUGUAGCCAGGACGUCGUCAACAAUUAUCAUUGGUCAUAUAGCCCUGUGUCUUCAAUGUAAUGCCGUAGAUCCUUGUUUGGUAGGGAGUUGAGAACCGGCAUGAUCUGUGCGAUGGAUUGAUAUCCCGUUUCAAACAUGAUACUGAGUUUAUGCAUCUUUUCCACUUUGGCUGCAAUGGAAACCAUUCGGCCUUCAGACUUUGUCUACUUAAUUCUUUUGUAAUUAUAAUAUCAGUCUGUGACUCUUUUGUAUUUCAUCUCCUUUCAACUUUUCUCCACCUGUCUCCUUUUUCAAUUUGUAUACAUCCUCUUCGAAUUCACUCAUUUACGCGCGCCCAAGUUGCAGCUGCGUUUUCCCACGACUAUUAAGAUCAUCCAUUUCACGACAACAAGAUUUCCCAAAUAACAAUACUUUAAUUUCAAAAUGGCGAUUGGAUUACUUCUUCCUAUUCGAAUUGCUCAAGCAGUUUUUGCUAUCGUCGUACUUGGCUUGUCCGGAUAUGUUUCCCACUGGUACAAUGCCGAUACUUUGACCGCAAGUCCUUCGCAAAUCAACUUCUUGGUUUUCGUACCUGUCUUUACUUUGAUUUCCAUUGUCUAUCUUGAAGUUGCACCCCGCUUCAUGUCGAAAGCAUCUCACCCAUACGCACAUCUCACAUUUGAGCUUCUCAACGUUCUUUUCUACUUCGCAGGCUUCAUUGCCCUCUCCGUCUUCAUCAGCAACCUUCUUUUCUGUCGUGGUUCUGUCUGUGGAGCAGCUCGUGCCGAUGCAGUCUUUGGUGCUUUCAGUUGGUUACUUUGGAUGGGAAGCAGUGCUAUUCUUGCAUUGGAGAUGUUUAAGGGAGGACGAGGAAAGACUUAUCCUCAACCAAACAUGGCUAUGAAGGAGACUGGUAACCCAGUUUAAGUUGCUGGGUUGAGCGGAGAGAAUGCAAAAGACAACCGGGGAGCAUGUCCAUACUAUAUGGGCACUGUUAGUUGAUGAGAAGUCUUGAUGGCCAUGUCUCUUUUGAAAAGACGUAUUGUGGUUAUGGAAACAAAGGUUGAUGACAAGGAAAAGAUUGAUGACUCGAAUGUUCAUGGAGUUGGGGGUCAAAACACACACAGCAGCAAGACUGACUGAUGUCUAUUCUAGAAAUAAGUAAUAUUGAAAUCUUUGAUAAUUGUUUCGCGUGUAUCUACCUUUCUAAUUGAUGAA